GUGAAGUUGAUUUCUUGGUGAUGAUGCUGCAGGGAGACGACGCGGCGGUGCCGCUUGUGUGGUCCGACACUUCUGUGCCCACCACACCGGCCCUGCUUGACGAAGUUCAUGACGUGGGCGACCAAGACGAGGUCGCGCUGGUCAGUCCAACCAGCUCUGAGCAUACAGACCACUCAGUUGUGGACUGCGAGUCGACAGCGGACCAAAGUCCUUCGAACGAAGUGUCCGUGACCGUAGAUGUUGCCUCUUUGGAGAAAGACGCCUCGCCCUCAGUCGACGCCAUCGAUCCAUCGGUGUCACCUCAGUCUGUUCCCAUUGCUGACGCUAUUGUCAUUGGAGGGGCCGUUGACGUCAGUCUUGUGGUUGAAAAUGUCUUCGUGUUGUCGGCGCCACUCGAUGAUGUAGACGACACAUCGCCACUUCUUGGUGCGACGGCGGAUGUGGCGGCAAUCGUCCCGCCGCCCGCCAUCCCAGUUCAAGUCGCUGCCAACGGAGACCGCCUGCAUUUUUCCCGAUCGCAAACGGACAUUCGCAUUUCCAAGUUUUCCGCCAUGCCGUCGAUGCAAAAGAGUCAGACAUUCCGUCUCGCGCCUCGACCCAAGAGCGCCGACAAGUCCCAUCGUGGGGAGUUGCAGCGCUUCUUGAGCACGCCAUUUCACGACGACGGGGACUACGGCUCCACAGCGACUUCGCCGUCGAUCGGAGGAGGAUCGUCAGCGCAGCCACUUCUUGGGGAGGACAAGUCCGGUACCUCCACGAAUCUGCCGCCCAAGCAGCCGUCGGCGCGCAGGUCCGUCAAGGCCGGGCGUCGCGACCGCGGCAUGGACGACACCAAGUGGGACUUCGUGCUCGUGUUUCCAAACCCCGAGUUCGAAAAGGACAAGAAGGACAAGCAAGUCAAGUACCCGUUCAUCCCGACCAUGAACGACAUGCUGACCAAGCUGCGCCAAGCAGGUCUCGACACGCAAUUGUCCAAGUCCACCAAUCUCGACGUGGACGUGCCCAAGGACCAGUUCAUUCCACCCUUUGUAUACUGCAAACUGUCUGCCUCGACCGAGCGCCUCAAGGAAGAGGCGGCGCGGGUCCACAUGUCCAUCGGCCUUGUCGAGAACAAGCUGGAACGUAUGGCAAAGCAAGGCGAAGUGCGCUUUCAUAUCGAAAACCCCGAAGACCGCGCCGCGGAAAUCAAACGGCAAGGCCACGAGCCGCUGCCCCCCGAGAAAGUGUCCAAGGUGGCGCGGCGGCCAUACAAGAAGAUCCAGUUUCAAGCUGGUCGGGAACUCGACGUGUUCAACACGUUUGACAUGUGCGAGCUCGAAAACAUGGACCUCGAAGCAUCGGAUGUUCAAAGCCCGACCACCAGCAGCAGCAGCAGCAGCCGCGGCUGCACUUCGUCGUCGAAGACGGCCCAGGAGGCGCCUGCGUCCCUCUUGAGUGCAAUCUUUGCGAUGUUCAAGCGGUUCCGUUAUAAACCGUACCAGUACAUCCACAUGACGUACACGCCACAGGAAAACGUGCAGAAUCUGUACGGCACGCCGUUGUUUUGCAGCAUCAAGCGCAUUCGACUGAUUGAAAGCAUCGUGCGCAGCGCGACGGGCGCCGGGCUAGACCUGGACAUGCUGGUCCAAUUCCGCGCCAUUUCGUCGUUCUACCCCUUGCAUGACGACGAGUACUGCCGCGACAGUCAAAGCACAUGGAGCACGUCGCUGUGGCUGACGCACCAGCCCAUCGAAGCCACCCGCGACUACUUUGGCGGACAGGCGGCGCUGUACCUGGCGUACGUGGCGCAUAUCACGCGGUGGCUGCUCUUCCCGUCCAUCUUUAGCAUCUCGCUGUACUUCAUGUCGGAACGGUACCUUGUGUGGGUGUUUGGGUUUGUGAUGGUGUUGUGGGCCACACUGUUCUUGAAGAUGUGGAAGCGCAAGCUGGCCGUGCUCGGCAUGAAGUGGGGACUCACGGACUUUCACGCGCAAGACCACGACCGCCCCGAGUUUGACGAGUCCAUCAACAGACACAUGCCCAGCGCGCACUUUGGCUCGAUGAUCUUUUUCCGCCGGGUGUUUUGCUUCGUCAUCACGGUCGUGUGUCUGCUGCUGGUGUUGGCGACCAAGGCCAGUCUGUUCUACGUCCGAUGGAUAAGCAAGGCCACACCCGAGCGCUUUGACUUUGCCAUGCCACUGCUGUUUGACAACCAAACGAUUUCGCUGUCGUAUGGCGGCCAGCUGAAGAUCGUUGCCGUCGUGAAUGUUCUCGCCAUUUGCGUGUGGUCUAACCUGUUUGCGCGGGUCAAUAGCUUCUUGACGGACAUCGAAGUGCACCACACCGAGACGUCGGCGCAGCAGUCGUUCAUAUUCAAGGGGGUGGUCUUUGAACUCGUCAACAACUUUGCAGGCAUCAUGUACAUUGCGUUCGUCAAGCCACACUUGGAAGGUAUCGACGGCGAUUUUGCUGGCCCGGACGUCGAAGCCGUCGAGGAGCUGAGCGAGUACAUGCUGUACAUUUACGGAUGCCAGCUGCUGUUUCACAUAUUGGUGCAUGUGAUCUUUCCAUGGAUCCGGUCGUUGUGUUGCAUGCCGCGAGGGCCGAAUGUCCCGCGACGGAACAAGAAAGCCAACCGACCGCGGCUUCAGACCAGCCUGUCCCUCGACGACAAGUCGGUGAGCCGGGACAUCGAAGCCGCGGCUGUGCUGCCUCCUCUUGUCCAGCCCAAGCUCCUGCCCGUGGAAGUGCAGCACCAGCUGAAAGAAUACGGAUGGAAGGGACUGUUUCAAGACUACAUUGUCAUGGUGAUGCAGUUUGGCUAUGCCACGCUGUUCGUAGUGUCGUGUCCGUACUUGCCGCUCCUGGCGUUUCUGUACAACCUCGUGUCGAUUCGAGCGCACAGCCUGUCCUUGGUCACCGUAUACCGCCGACUUGCGCCGCGCAGUUCGCAGCACAUUCGUCUAUGGGCGGCGUUCCUCGAAGUGUUUUGUGUGUUGGCUGUGGUCACCAACUCGUGGUCGGUCGUGGCUAAGGCCGAGAUGGCCGCGCGGACGCUGGCCUACUUGCACCUAGACAACGACUACUACGUGCUGGUGCGGUCGCUUUGCAUUGGCGGGUUGGUGCUGGGACUGUACUCGAUGGGCAAAGUGCUGGGGUUCUUCAUCAACGACAUCCCCACGCGCGUGCAGAUUCAGCUCGAGCGCCAAGAGUACUACAUUUCCAAGGUGCUGCACCUGGGGUACCAGUGGGACAAGACGAUGCACUCGAUCCUGUUUGCCAAGUCUCAAGAAGAGCUGGAAGCGGACGAAGGGUACGGAUGGGACUACGCGAUCGUGUUCCCCAACCCCGAGGUCCGUCGGCCGCCCAACCUGCAUCCGCUCACGGGCAAGGUGGAGCAAGUUGCGAGCAUGCGUGACAUGAUUCUCAAGCUGCACAAAGCUGGGUUGCAAGUGCAGUUCUUCGAGUCCACGGCCAAAGUGAGCUCGUUCAUUCCGUCCAUGGUGCUGUGCAAAGUCCGCGCCAGCGAACAGCGCUUAGAAGCGGAAGCCCACCGCGUCAAGAUGCCGCUGCGGCUCAACCCCGACGAGAUGGCGUUCCAAGCGACGCAAGGUGCGGUCACCACCGUGUGGCAGCGCGUGCGCAAGCAUGUCCUGGCGAUCGAGGCGGAGUUGGCCGUCCAUCGUCUCGACACGUUGCUGGUGGAAAUCAAAGCGCUCACGGAAAAAGCCGACUCGGACGACGUCGUGGAUGCGUCGGCGGCGUGCGUGGUGACGUGGGACCAACUGCUCACCCAGUUGUACUUGGUGCUGGACGAUUUCAUCAAGCAAGACGUGGAGAUCAAAGCGAUGUACAAAGCACUUGGCGUGGACCCGCAACGCCACAGCUCCAUGAUCAAGUUGACCACGCUAUCGACAGACAUGAUUGAAAAGCUCAUCAUUCAUCAUGACGAGGAUGAAUCGCUCGUGGAACUGCUGCUCAACGCGCCGCGCUUGCUGGACGACAUCUCGGCGGGGCUGCAGCAGGCGGGCAAGGACAUUGGCGUGCAGAUCAGUCUGCUGCCCAUCCUGCUCCCGUCGCUAGCCAAGCGUCGCAAGGCGAACAGCCCCAUGCUACCUGAGCAUGACUUGCAAAAGCUCAUGGAAGCGCUGUCCCAAGGCUACGCCAAGAUGAUUCCGCUGCUGAUCAAGAUGGGCCAUGUCCUGGCGCUGACGCUGCCGCUGCCAGACUUAAAGGCGAUUGAAGCCUUGCUCGAAAAGCGCGACGUGGCGGGCCUUCGGGACUUGGGGGAGCCCAACGAAUGGCUGCGCACGGAACUGCACCUGAUGCACCUCAUGAUUCAAGACGUGAGCUUGGAGCUGCCCCAGCUGCGCCAACGCACACUCAUCAUGGACACGCCGCCGUUGUCCGUUGCCGCCACGAUCCAGUUAUUUCUCGAGGCGGUGAUUGCCAACCCGAUGAUUGACAUCUCGCCGUUUUACCUGCAAAGCCCCGACCCCAAGUACAAGGGCCUGACGGCCAAGUUCCGGUACGCACCGUAUGAACACAUUUACAUGGCGUACCAAGACAAGAAGGAGCUGCAGCACUGGUACAACAAGACUGCGUCCCUACAUGGCCCCAUGCAGCUGUUCAAUAGCACCGAGCGGCUGUCGCUGAUCGAAAGCAUCAUCACCAACAACGAAGUGGGCGCGGGGUUACAUUUGGACAAGUUGAUUCUCAGCGGCGCGAUCAAGGGGUACUUUCCCCUGCACGACGACCACAUGAAGGCCGACUUGUGGAAAAAGUGGAAGUGGAGCCUCCACCAGCCGAUUGAAGAGAUCCGGGCGUACUUUGGCGUGAAAAUCGGCUUGUACUUUGCCUACUUGGGGCAUUACACGUCGUGGCUAAUGCUGUCGGCGGUGGUGGGCCUGGGGGUGUUUGCGACCCAGAUGCUGCAAAAGCGGUACUUUCCGCCCGAGAUUGCCGAAGGGUUCAACUGGGUCAAGGUGCUCGCGGUGCCCAUCUACGGCGUGUUCAUGGUCGUGUGGGCGACGCUAUUCCUCAAGCACUGGAUCCGCAAGCAAUGGGUGUUCUCCAUGCGGUGGGGGAUGACAGACUUUCACGAAGAAGAGCAGGUGCGGCCGCAGUUCCAAGGCAUGCUCAUGCGCGACCCAGUGACUGGCGCCCGCAUGCGCUACUUCAGCGACAAGCAGCGGCGGUGGCGGCUCAUGUUUUCGUGGUUUGUGCUCGCGAUUCUCAUUUGCGUCGUGCUCGUGUUCGUAGCGGGGAUCUUCGUGCUCCGGUACGAGUUCAAGCACAGUGUGUUCAUUCAAGUGCCGUACUUUGGCAACAUCGGGACCCAGCUGGCGUCGCUGGCCAACGUGGCGCAGAUCUUUAUGAUGUCGCAAGUGUACAAUUACAUGUGCAACUCGCUCAACGACUUUGAGAACCACCGGACCGACUCGGACUAUGAAAACCACUUUGUCGCGAAAGCGAUUGUGUUUCAGUUUGUCAACAACUUUGCGUUGCUGUUUUACGUGGCGUUUCUCAAGAAGAUCCUUGAGCACGAGUGCGUGGACAACAACUGCAUGACUGAAUUAGAAGUGUCGCUUACGUACGUGUACGCGUCGCAGCUCGUGAUUGGCAACUGCCAAGAGGUGAUCAUGCCGCUGUUCUGGGCCAACGUCGAGUACUUUCGCCACGAAUGGGUCAAGAAAUCGGAUGACCAUGAAGUCGUGAGCGCCGUCGAGACGCAGUUCUUCAUGCCAGAGUACGGCUGGGCCGGCACUUUCUGGGACUAUUUGGAGAUGAUCAUCCAAUUUGGGUACUCGACGUUCUUUGUGCUCGCGUGCCCCCUCGCGCCCGUGUUUUCGUUUUGCAACAAUAUCUUUGAGAUCCGCAUCGACGGCUCCAAGAUCUCAAAGUUCUGCCGCCGCCCGCGCCCCAGCGGCGCGUCCACGAUCGGCCACUGGGUCAAGGUGCUCGAUGUGUUUGGAAUCAUCACGAUUGUCACCAACUCGUGGAUCAUCGUCACCACGUCCAAGUUUGGCGACCUCAUCCUGCUCAUGUGGCCCAAGUUCGACCAGUACUUUAGCACCAUGGGCCUCUUCUUCACGCUCACCGCCGUCUUGCUGGCAGUGAAAGGUCUGAUCAACAGCUUCAUCCCAGACAUGCCACGUCACGUGCGCGCCCAGCUCAAGCGCCAACGCUUCGUCGUGUCGAAAAUUCUGUCCACCCACGACACAGACUAAACCGCCGCGUAAACCAUGAAUAGAGAGCGAUACAUACGAUCGUGUAUUCGUUUCGAGUAGAUAGAUAUAUAUAUAUAAGAAUUUAUAUAUUUGAGCUAGUGGUCGAAUAAUGUUGUCAACUGUCUUUCCGAAGCGGCUUGGUCUCGUCAUGCGGCUG
Molecule: messenger RNA, 6366 nt
Organism: Aphanomyces astaci
Lineage: Eukaryota; Oomycota; Saprolegniomycetes; Saprolegniales; Verrucalvaceae
Exons: 1
Coding region: 21-6209 (2062 amino acids)
Biological process (GO): chloride transmembrane transport
Molecular function (GO): chloride channel activity
Source: RefSeq, a predicted model, not a curated record